AUGAUCUCAAAUAAUUUGGCCAGAGUGCUCUUGCUCUUCGGAGCCUACGCAGCCGCUCAAACAUCUACCUCGUGUAAUCCCACCGAGAAAACAUGCGCCGAUGAUACGGCAUUGUCCUCUAGUACCUACACUCAUGACUUCACACAAGGCGAAGAUAGCGACAACUGGAACGUCACCGCGGGCAGCAUCACCUAUGGUAGCAACGGGGCUGAGUUUACGAUCACGGAGUCCGGCGACGCCCCCACUAUUCAGACCAAUUGGUACAUCUUCUUCGGCCAGGUAUCAGUCCUAAUGCGCGCCGCUCCGGGAACUGGCAUCGUCAGUUGCGCGAUCUUGGAAUCGGACGACCUAGACGAGAUCGACUGGGAGUGGCUCGGGGGGAGCGCAGACGAAGUGCAGACCAACUAUUUCGGCAAAGGCAAUACGACCAGUUACGACAGGGCCCAGAUGUCGUCCAUUUCCGAUACCCAGAGUACGACGCACAAUUAUACCGUGGUGUGGACGAAGAACGCCACAACAUGGUAUAUCGACGGCACCGCCAUUCGCACCUUGAAUUACGACGACGCUCUUGGCGGGAAGAAUUACCCCCAAACGCCGAUGAACAUCCGCAUAGGUAUCUGGGCCGGUGGUGACUCCAGCAACGACGAAGGUACAAUCGAGUGGGCUAGAGGAGAAACCGACUAUAGCGACGGACCGUUUACGAUGUAUCUCGAGAAGGUCGAAGUUGUUAACUACAACCCUGGCAGCAGCUAUAGUUAUGGCGACCAGACCGGCGAUUGGGAGAGUAUUGUCAUCAACGACGGAGAAGGAACCACAGCGUCGCCAUCGGCAAGUGCAGAGGAUGGCAGCAGUUCUGCGACAAAGGCGUCAGCAACUUCGACGGGGAUGUGGUGGACGGCGAGCGCGUCCGUGCAGAUGGCGCAGGCUGAGUCUAGUGAAGGCCGGAGGAUUGAGAAUCCGGGAUGGCAGCAUGUUGUGUUAGGAACGUGGAUCAUGUGGAUGGUGUUGUAG
This is a messenger RNA of Trematosphaeria pertusa, 1011 nucleotides long. Its product is annotated as glycoside hydrolase family 16 protein. Gene Ontology annotation, biological process: fungal-type cell wall organization; carbohydrate metabolic process. Bases 1 to 1011 code for a protein of 336 amino acids. The transcript is spliced from 2 exons. Lineage: Eukaryota; Fungi; Ascomycota; Dothideomycetes; Pleosporales; Trematosphaeriaceae. The record is from RefSeq and is a predicted model, not a curated record. Gene Ontology annotation, cellular component: fungal-type cell wall. Gene Ontology annotation, molecular function: hydrolase activity, hydrolyzing O-glycosyl compounds; glycosyltransferase activity.